This is a messenger RNA of Lampris incognitus (smalleye Pacific opah), 2939 nucleotides long. RefSeq names its product mitochondrial ribosomal protein S7 (gene mrps7). NCBI's taxonomy places the organism in Eukaryota, Metazoa, Chordata, Actinopteri, Lampriformes, Lampridae. Gene Ontology annotation, molecular function: mRNA binding; rRNA binding; structural constituent of ribosome. Gene Ontology annotation, biological process: ribosomal small subunit assembly; translation. The record is from RefSeq and is a predicted model, not a curated record. The coding region runs from base 240 to 845 and encodes 201 amino acids. Gene Ontology annotation, cellular component: ribosome; small ribosomal subunit. The transcript is spliced from 5 exons.
CCGUGGACCGUUUUCAUGCGCACAUAAGCCUGCAGUGUUUGCAGCUGGCGGUGUUGCGUUAUGUGUACUAGAGUCUGUACUAGAGUCGAGGUGUUACAACUAGCUAGGAGCAGUUCUGUACUGAAGAGUGGACGAGCCACUUCAUACGUUGAUUCUUGGGAGGUACAAAAAAAUAGCACAGAAAAGACCCCUAAUCUUGACUCGUCUCGGUUAGAUGGAGCAGGUACAAUCCGUAUUACAUGGAGCCAGAGAUCAGCAAGGAAGCCUACAGUAUACCGGAGACCGAGCUGACUGCUGAGGAGAAGGCACAACGUGAGCUCAAAGCUCUCAGACCCAUCAAGGCUGCUACCAACGGGGAGACCAGUUCUGUUUUCAAUGACCCAGUCUUGAGUAAAUUCAUCAACAUGAUUAUGAAAGACGGGAACAAGGUUCUGGCCAGAGAGAUCGUGACAGAGACAUUGGAGAAUAUCAAGAGGAAACAGGUGGAGAAGUAUCAUAAAGCUCCAGAGGGGAAGAAGGAAGAGAUUGAGUGUAACCCAUAUACCAUCUUUCACCAGGCUCUGGAGAACUGUAAGCCAGUCAUUGGGCUAAGUAGCAUACAGAAAGGCGGAAAGUACUAUCAGGUGCCCGUUCCACUUACUGACAACAGGCGUCGCUUUCUGGCAAUGAAAUGGCUAAUCACGGAGUGCAGGGAAAACAAGCACAGACGCACUCUCAUGUACGAAAAACUUUCCGAGGAACUCCUGGCAGCCUUUAUCAAGGAGGGCAACGUUAUUAAAAAGAAGUUCGAACUGCACAAGAUGGCUGAAGCCAACAGAGCCUUUGCCCAUUACCGGUGGUGGUAGUCCUCAGUUGUUAAAGAAACCCAAAGGGACCCAAUAUAAAAGAAGAACAACAACAACAAAACAAGUUAGUCAGAAAUGAUUGGCUGAACCGAUGGAUUUUUCUUUUCUUUUUUGCUGAAAAAUAAAAAGUGGUGGCCACAAAGUAUAAAUAGAAGAAUUGGUAAUAUGUGCCCCAAAACCUCACUGUACAUAGUAAACACUGCAAUUAUCCUCUGGUGAUAGGCCACUGUAUGAAAUGUUGUUAUAUUAUAAAUGGCUGGUUUCUGCAGUUAAGCUGUGAAACACUAGGGUGAAUUAAACAUGGGUAGCUGAAAAAUGUUUUGUUUUUUGUAUUGAGCUUGUAUGGCCAUAGUGUACAAUAAAUUGUGAGAAAACACACAGUGCCCAACCCUUACUUUUAACUGUCACAUACACACGACUGAGAAACCAAGGUCAAAAAACAUUGUUCAAACUCGAUAUAUUAGAGCUAGUCUUUUUGCAGUCUAUUCAAUCAAACAAAAAAGUCACUGGAACAAAUAAUGAACAUAAUAUUGAACAAAAACAUUACAGCAAGUACUACGCCCAGUCGCGACAGAGGGGACAUACUAUGUGCAACCCCAGCAUUGGGAGACAGACACUCCAGACUCAACUUGGUAAUUUCUAGAGAAUCAAAGUCAUAAGCAGUCAGCAAGCUUAUCCAGUUGUUCAUGAUAAGAUUAUACUCAGUUACCAAUAUCUGGGUACACACAAUGCUGGAGAAGAAACCUAAACAGGAACCGUGUGCUACGUACGCAGGGUUUCCCUCCAACCAGUCACUGCACCGUCACCCAGAGGAUGUGUGAAAUCAGCUGGUGUAACGAUUGGUGAGAAGGAAACCCGGCAUGCUCUUAAGGACCUCGUUGGUCCUGGAUGCCUGUGUUUGGCCUGAAGAAUUUUUUGAGAUGUCUUGCAUGUCCUAAAUCUCACAAGAGUUGGAAAUUUCCUGCAAUUAAGAAGGUUUUUAUUUGUAAUGAGGUUUUUUUUUUUAGCCAACUUACAUAAAGCAUCUCUUAAAAUAUUACUUGAUUUUAAUUCUUCCUAUGAGCCGGAUUGAUGAGAAAGUUUUCCUCUUAGCAGUGGUGAAAGUGAACUAAGACGUAAAGCGACUUAAUUUUCAAAUGCUUUGAGAAACUCUGUCCCUCGCGCUGUUGUAUCUAUCAAACCCAUUAUAAACUUUAGUUGUCAAUUUAUGCCAUAGAGGUUGCAGGAAUCAUAUGACCAAAUAAAGCAUUGCUUAAUGUUCAUGUGAUUGUCAGUAGCAUGUCCCACUUUAACCUUGCUAGUGUUCAUCCUGUGUUUGUGUUCGAUGCCAAGGCACUGCUUUGGUUUUGAGUCAUUAAAGCUGUCACUGAGCAUAGCAGAAGUAAGUUGUAACAUUAUGGUAAUGCAAGUGCUGGUGAAACCUUAACAUUCAAUUAAUCAAAAUACAAUUCAAAUGAACAAGAGGACCAUGACCCCCUCAAAAGGUGAAAUAACAAAAAUCAGAGUAAAUGCAAUGAUCUACUGGAGAUGUACUCUGCAUACAACUUAUCAUGGCAAAUUAAAACAAGCCCAAGGGGAUGGAUAGAGAGAGACUUGAUUUAAAAAAAUGUUUGGAAUUUGUCGAAGUGGUCCUGUAUUGGGUAUGAUUCUGUAUAUGUCAUGUUGGCACUAUUUCUUUUACAAAAGAAACAAAUGUAAACCCUGAUGUUAUGAGACUUAUAAACAUUGGCUUUUGUUAAUGCACUGCUGUACGUAUGAAAAUGACUUUAAAAAAAAAAAUCUACUUCAAUCAAAAACUAGCCUAAAUUGUAUUCAACGAGUGAUUACUUUUUCAUCCUUUUCCUGAAAUGAAAACGUCUGUAAAGACUUAACACCUUAUUCUACAUUAAAGAUAAUCCCUGAUUUACAUCGAAAUGCUUUUGCAAACACUUAAAGCUUGCACAUCCCACAAACCUAAAAUGCUGAAACAAAUAUCACCAUAUGUAUCCUAUAGAACAAAAUAAGUCAAUUUAUUUGUAUAGACCAGGGAUGGGCAACAUGAUCCAGAAAGGGCUGGUGUGGGUGCAGGUCUUGGUUCCAACCAAGCAGUUACAC